CAUAAAGCCCAAAUAAUUUUCAUUUUCAGUAACGUCAAAUUUGGUCAAAAUAUAACUCUCCUUUCUCCACUCCACUCCCAUGUCAGAAGCCCCUUUAUUUGACUCUUGAUAUUCCGGCCACCUCUUUUCUCUUCCGGUGAAAUUUGAGACGAUAUAGAUGCUGUCCACCUUCAAUUUCAAAUGGCCGACAACAUUAUUAAUAAUCAAAACCAGCAGCCGGACUUGGUUACUGAAAUGGAGCUCUGGAAAUUUCUCCCCUCUGAUAUUUUCCCGCUUGAUCAACAACCACCACCGGAGGUCCGUCCCAUUCAAAACCGACCAAACAACUCAAAUUUUGGUUACCAUCACUCUGCCUCGUGCAUGGCAGGGCAACAGAAACACCAAGGCUUUACUUCUUACUCGUUCCAUGGACGAGGCCCACCUCAUCCACCACCCAGGAGAUUCAAUCUUGGGCCUCCUCCUCCUCCUCCAAAUUUUCAGAUGCUCAGAAUGGCUGAUCACCGACCCUUUCGGGGCCCAUCACCUGAAGGGUGCUUCUGUGUAAGCGGUGGAUGUAGAAUUGGUGCUAACCCGGUAUAUCAACAGGGAGCGGGAACAGUUUGGCCCGGUUAUAGACCGGGUAACCCGGUUAAAAACAGGAACCCAGUUCAAAUCCAGGCAGAAUGCUUUAUGGCAGAAAGGGCCAGAGCUUUACAGGCCAUGCAGUAUAGUUCUUGGAUGAACCGGGUCACCACGACCCGGGUUUUCCCAAAAGGGUCUGAUGGAGCCGGCGGUGGAGGAAUUGGGUUCCUUGGGGGAACCGGAGUUUAUCUGCCCCGAAUUCCAGACAAUGUCAGCUCCACCCCAGCUAACCGCGGAAGAAAACAAGGUGCCAGAAUGGGACAAGAGAAUGGUGAGUCUCAGAAGAAAAAGAAAGAGGAUUGCCGCAGUCAGGAGGCUUCUGCAGAGCUUGAGGAAGGCUUACCUGAAGAAUGGACCUAUUAAAAAAAUCUCUCUCUCUCCUCUGUCCAUUGCAGAAGCAAAUUAAAACAAGGGAUUGGGCUCUGGAACUUUUUUUCUUUUUAGUGCAGUGGGAUGAAAAUACAUAGAAAUGGUAGCAGUAGUAGUAGUAAUAACAGCAGCUCAAAGAAAGGAGAAAGACUCCUCUUUGUCUUCUUCUGUAUGUUCAAUAAUAAUUGAAGCCUUCGGCUUCUAGCAAUCAGAUACAGGCAGAAUAAAGGAAAAACCCAAGGGGUAAUAAUAAAUUUGUGGAAACUUGAGUCUAGGACAUGGAGCUUUGUUUGAACCUUGUAUCCUUUUGUUGUAGUAGUGUAGCUCCUUUCUUCUGUUUAGACAGAAAACUAGUGUUUGUAGACCUCUAUGUAUCAUGAUGAUGAUGCGUUUUGAAAGCUUUUAAUGGG
This is a messenger RNA of Oldenlandia corymbosa var. corymbosa, 1400 nucleotides long. The record is from the annotation of a GenBank genome assembly. Lineage: Eukaryota; Viridiplantae; Streptophyta; Magnoliopsida; Gentianales; Rubiaceae.